Messenger RNA from Microthlaspi erraticum, 690 nucleotides. Lineage: Eukaryota; Viridiplantae; Streptophyta; Magnoliopsida; Brassicales; Brassicaceae. The record is from the annotation of a GenBank genome assembly.
AUGGAUAACCUCGCAGUGGAUCCCGAACAUGACGAGGUGGAUCCAGAAGAUGAUGAUGACGUUCACGAUCCAGAAGAUGAUGAUGACGUUCACGUAAUCGUGUUUCCGCCGGAGCUUCUGCAGGAGAUAGAGGAGCAAAACCGGCGAUGCCUCAUGGUGAUGCUGCUUAAUCCCAAAGUCCAGAAAAUGGUUCCGAUGACUUCCGCGCUCCUCAAGGCUUGGCGAUUAACCGGAUCGGUGGAAUGCAGGGUCGUAGUCGAUGACUCCAAGGCACUGUUCCAAUUCGAAUCGGAAUCGGAUCUUCUCUGGGUGCUUGAUCAGGAGCCGUGGUCGUUCAACGACUGGAUGCUUGUGGUCGACAGGUUCGACCGACGGGACGAGCCUGAUUACCUGCGGUUCAUGAAUUUCUGGGUUGAGAUAGUCGGAAUCCCUUGGAAUUACAGAAACGACGCGGUGAUCAAGAGGAUUGGUUCUGUUGUAGGUGAGGUGUUGGAGAUCCACGAGCAAGGACCUGGUGUGAGAGCGAGGAUUCGAGUCGAUGUAAACGAGGGCCUGGAAUUUGAGAGGCGUGUUUUGUUUGAAAGAAGCGAUGAAGAUGUGGAGGUUAGGUUUGUGUAUGAGAAGUUGAAGAUGUUUUGUCAAACUUGUGGGAGCCUUGCUCACCACAAAGCUCGAUGCCCAGACGAAUGA